Messenger RNA from Adineta steineri, 1311 nucleotides. Lineage: Eukaryota; Metazoa; Rotifera; Eurotatoria; Adinetida; Adinetidae. The record is from the annotation of a GenBank genome assembly.
AUGUCUACACAAUUAACCAAGUCUCUCAGAGGAUUGCAAGUUGGCAAUGCUAAUGAUAUUGAUACUACUUUAUUUUGUGCAAUAUGUAACCUCUUAUUGCACAAACCAAUACAACUUCUAUGUUGUGGUACUCGUCUAUGUCGAUGGUGUUCGAAAAAGAACUUGUCAGAUAGUGAACCAUUCGUUUGCCCAUUUUGUCAAACAAAACUACCUCAAAAGCAGGAACAUGCUGAUCGAGGUGCGGAACGAGAACUAAACAGAGUUAUGACUGUAUGUUAUUCAUGUUCUUGGACUGGAUCAUAUAAAGAUUAUCUAGAUCACUUACAAGAAUAUCAUGCGAAUAUUGAAUGUGCUAAUUGUCAUGAACAUUUUUUCUCAAUAAACUCAAUGGAAGAACAUGCAGAAGAGAUAUGUGAAUAUCGAUGUGUACAAUGUAAAUUACCAAGUUGCAAUGAACUAGUGAAAUGGCGUGAUAUGCAGACACAUAAUUUAAGUAAUCAACAUCAGAUUGCAUUACUUGAAUUUGUAGUACAAUAUUCUCGUCAAGGAAACCAACGAUCGCAUAAUAUAGUUGAAGAAUUACGUAACAUUCUACAAAAUAUUGCUAAUCUGUCUCCUACAACAGAAAAGGUGACAAAUGACUGUAUACGAUUGAGGGCGGAGUAUAAUGAAGCAAAAGUCACUGGUGAACGAAUAAUAUCACAAAUCAACGAAACAGCUAAAAGAACUAAUGAAUGUGCUGAAAAAAUUAUUCAAUAUGAACAAUCACAAAAUGCAACUUUCAAAGACUUAAAUGAUGUGAUAAAUGCAUCUAAAAUUAUUACAACAAAACUAUUGGAUAUUAAUAGUACUGUCAUUUUUCCUUUUCAUCUAGAUCAAACUGAUAUAAACUCACUAUUUUCAAUGUACUCAACACUAUUUAAAACAACACAAGUUGGUUAUUCAUUUAUUCUUCGUGUAUGUUCAACUAAAGAUUCAGCAAAUCAGAAUCAACAAUAUUUAUCAGUAUUUAUUUCAUUAGUUCGUGGAGAAUUUGAUCAACUUCUUGUUUUUCCAUUUCCAUACACUAUCUUCUUAUAUUUAUGUGAUCAAUCUGGACAAGGAAAUCAUAUAAUAUCAGCAAUCAAGCCUGAUUCGAAUGAAUCGGCACUUAGUCGUCCAUUAAGUGAAAAGAAUGAUGAAAUUGGUGUGCUGAACUUUUGUCCAUUAAGUUAUCUUAAUGAAACAGGAAAUACUUAUUUGAAAGAUAAUGUUUUUUUUAUUGGAGUUUUUAUUGAUUUCCUGAAUACAGGAUCGAUUCCCGUGGGUUGA